AAAGGUGAGGACAGCGUGAGGCCCCAGACCAGGCCUGGCUGGCUGGACGGGCACCAUGAGGCUGCUGGUCCUCCUGAGCCUGUUGUGUGUCUCCAUGGCCACCCCCAUGGGCCCAAAGUGGCCCGAGCCCGUGUUUGGGCGCCUGGCAUCGCCUGGCUUCCCGGGUGUAUAUGCCAAUGACCUGGAGCGGCGUUGGACCCUGUCUGCUCCCCCCGGCUACCGCUUGCGCCUCUACUUCACCCACUUUGACCUGGAGCUCUCCCACCUCUGCGAGUAUGACUUCGUCAAGCUGAGCUCAGGGACCAAGGUGCUGGCCACGCUGUGUGGGCGGGAGAGCACAGACACGGAGCGGGCGCCUGGCAACGACACCUUCUAUUCGCUGGGCUCUCACCUGGACGUCACCUUCCGCUCUGACUACUCCAAUGAAAAGCCAUUCACAGGCUUUGAGGCCUUCUACACAGCGGAGGACAUCGAUGAGUGCCAGGUGUCCCCGGAGGAGGCACCUGCCUGUGACCACCACUGCCACAACCACCUGGGCGGCUUCUACUGCUCCUGCCGCACCGGCUACGUCCUCCACAGGAACAAGCGUACAUGCUCAGCCCUGUGCUCAGGCCAGGUCUUCACUGAGCGGUCUGGGGAACUCAGCAGCCCUGAAUUCCCACGGCCUUACCCCAAACUCUCCAGCUGCACCUACAGCAUCCGCCUGGAGGAGGGGUUCAGUGUCAUCCUGGACUUCGAGGAGUCCUUUGACGUGGAGGAGCACCCUGAAACCCAGUGCCCCUAUGACUCCCUCAAGAUUCAAACAGGUAAAGAGGAAUAUGGUCCAUUCUGCGGAAAGACAUUGCCUCCCAGAAUUGAAACCAAGAGCAACAUUGUGACCGUCACCUUUGUCACUGAUGAGUCAGGGGAUCACAAGGGCUGGAAGAUCCACUACACAAGCACAGCACUGCCAUGCCCUAACCCGAUGGCGCCACCUAAUGGCCACAUCUCACCAGUGCAAGCCAAAUACAUCCUGAAAGACACCUUCUCCAUCGUCUGUGAGACUGGCUAUGAGCUUCUGCAAGAUCAUUUGCCCCUGAAAUCAUUCACUGCAGUCUGUCAGAAAAAUGGAUCUUGGGACCGGCGGAUGCCCAAGUGCAGCAUUGUUGACUGUGGCCCUCCUGAUGAUCUACCCUGUGGCCGAGUGGAGUACGUCACAGGUCCUGAAGUGACCACAUACAAAGCUGUGAUUCAGUACAGCUGUCAAGAGACAUUCUACACGAUGAAGAUGGGUGAUGGUAAAUACGUGUGUGAGGCUGAUGGAUUCUGGACAAGCUCCAAAGGAGAAAAAUCGCUCCCAGUCUGUGAGCCUGGUAAUGGAUACAUUUAUACAAGAGAUUCCUAAUUGAUGGAAAGUAGAACAGGGCAGGAGACAGUAAGUAGAGCUUUAGCUGUGGUAGGCAGAAAUGUAACUUCAGCACUUGGCUCUUAGGCUAAGUUACUAUUUCCAAAUAUGUUCUCAUUAUCCCCCUUCCAUGUGGAGAGGUUGUUAGGUGCUGACUGCAUCAGUCAUUUGAUUAUUUUUGACCUUAUAACUAGGCAAACAUAAAAAAUUAAAUGGUUUUUAAAAUCAUCUUGAUCAAUUUAUACAUCUAUAAACAUGAGUUCUUGAGUUACUUUCCUUCUCUGUAAAAAUGCUAUUAAAACCCAAAGUUAAUAACUUCAUUAUUUCCCUAAGCAAUUGUUUUAAUGACAUCUAGUUUUUAAACAUUAAUACAAUUGACCCUCCCUUUAGUAGUACUUAAAGAAAAAAUUUUUUAACCAGAAUUGGCUCCAAAGAUAAUAGUUGAAUAGUGAUUAAAAAAAAAAAAAAAAAGAAAGGUAGUAAUAUAUUCAUUACCCCUGUGUUAUGUGGCCUAAAUUAGUUUUUUUUAAACCUAUACUUGGCUGACAUACGAGUUUUUGGUUUUUCUUUUGUAAGUUUUAAUAUAAGUAUAUUGCCACCAACAGGAAACAUACAUAAGCUACAUUAAUGAGCUUAUUUAGUUUGCAAUAAAGACAAUUAAAUUUAGUGUUUGGAACAAUCAAUUAGACCAAAAAAUAGUAAUUUCUGAACUUGAAAGGUCUUGGCCACAACUCUGAUGUUCUAAUUUUUAAAACAUUUACACAUUCAAAGGUAAAAUUUUGAAGUUCUGAUACUGACCUUCAUUUUUACUUUCCCAGAAUUACACAAUACCCUAUUUUCCAAGUGAGAAAAACACAGUCAAAAGAUUAUGUCCUUCUACUUCCUAUGUGCAUCCUCCAAUGAGCGCAUCAGCCAAUUCCUAUAUGCCCUAUUAAUCUCCCCCAUCUUACAUAUCAACUUUUUAUUUAUUUUUUUUAACUUUUUUUUUUGUAGAGACAGUCUCACUUUACCGCCCUCGGUAGAGUGCCAUGACGUCAUACAGCUCACAGCAACCUCCAAGCUUUUGGGCUUACGCAAUUCUCUUGCCUCGGCCUCCCAAGUAGCUGGGACUACAGGUACCCGCCACAAAGCCUGACUAUUUUUUGUUGCAGUUUGGCCGGGGCCAGGCUCAAACCUGCCACCCUCAGUACUCACUGAGCCACAGGCACUGCCCACAGAUCAAGUUCUUUUAGCAAAACAAAAUUUCCUCAAGUUAAUUUUGCUUACCUCACUUACUGAAGCAUUAAGAAAUACCUAAAGGUUUCUAUCAGGUCUUUGAACUGUGCUAUUUUAUAACUUUUUU
Messenger RNA from Nycticebus coucang (slow loris), 2726 nucleotides. RefSeq names its product MBL associated serine protease 2 (gene MASP2). The record is from RefSeq and is a predicted model, not a curated record. Gene Ontology annotation, biological process: complement activation, lectin pathway; proteolysis. Gene Ontology annotation, molecular function: serine-type endopeptidase activity; calcium ion binding. The transcript is spliced from 10 exons. Gene Ontology annotation, cellular component: extracellular region. Bases 56 to 1384 code for a protein of 442 amino acids. Lineage: Eukaryota; Metazoa; Chordata; Mammalia; Primates; Lorisidae.